AUGAACACCUACUACAGGAACCAUUUUCUCGACUAUCACGACCCAACCCAAAGCAUUAAUGAUGAGCUAGCAAGAAGAGAAGGAAGGCCACCUAGGAGAGGUGGUGGCCGUGCGGUUGGUCAUGAUAAUGAUGAUGAUGAUGAUGAGAUGGUUCAUAUGUUGUUUUUCUAUCUAUUGGUGCUUGUUUUUGAGAUGGACAAAUGUGAGAAUAAGUAUGAUCCCCUAUUAAGCACAAGAUUCUUGGUCUUUAUUACAAAAUUUUCUAUUAGAGAUACUUUCUUGGGUAAUAAGCUAUUGCUUACAUAUUGCAAGAGUUUAGAGUUGUUGGAUGAUGUGUGCAAGCUUUUUGAUGAGCUUUCUGAGAGAGCAAUACCUGCAUAUGCUUCUUUAAUAAGCUCUUUCUGUCGAUCUGAGAAAUGGGUUAAUCUUUCCGUGGUGUUUGAGAUGAUGUUCAAUGAUAGGAUGUUGUUUGAGAUGAUGUUCAAUGAUAGGAUGUUGCCUGACAGAUUUCUUCUACCAACAAUAUACAAAGCCUGUUCAGUAAUGCAAGUGAGGAAAUGUGGCGAAAUGGUUCAUGGGUAUGCCAUAAGAAGGGGCUUAGAUAAGGAUGUUGUUGUUGGGAAUGCUCUUAUUGAUAUGUAUACAUAUUAUGGCUCAUUGAAAUCAUCAAAGAGUGUAUUCAACACAAUGAGGACUAAGGAUGUAGUUUCUUGGACUGUGCUCAUAGUAGCUUAUACGUUUCACGGUCGUCUUGAUGAGCAAUGGACACAUUUUGCAAGAUGGAGUUGGAUGGUGUGGAAGCAGAUUUAA
Molecule: messenger RNA, 810 nt
Organism: Amaranthus tricolor (Joseph's coat)
Lineage: Eukaryota; Viridiplantae; Streptophyta; Magnoliopsida; Caryophyllales; Amaranthaceae
Product: putative pentatricopeptide repeat-containing protein At3g01580
Exons: 4
Coding region: 1-810 (269 amino acids)
Biological process (GO): RNA modification
Molecular function (GO): protein binding; RNA binding
Source: RefSeq, a predicted model, not a curated record